Helobdella robusta is the source of this 819-nucleotide messenger RNA. RefSeq lists its product as hypothetical. The record is from RefSeq and is a predicted model, not a curated record. The transcript is spliced from 7 exons. Gene Ontology annotation, biological process: protein phosphorylation. The annotation marks the transcript as partial. NCBI's taxonomy places the organism in Eukaryota, Metazoa, Annelida, Clitellata, Rhynchobdellida, Glossiphoniidae. Gene Ontology annotation, molecular function: protein kinase activity; ATP binding.
AAAAAAUCAAAAAUCUUCCAAUACAUCAAAAAGGAUCAAGAUCCUGAAGAAAUAUGGAAGGUUGUUGGUGAACUUGGUGACGGAGCAUUUGGCAAAGUUUUUAAGGCACAACACAAGACCAGAGGAACAUUUGCCGCCCUGAAGCAGAUGGAGAUCAAUGAUGACAAUGAUCUGGAGGAUUAUUCCAUUGAGAUUGACAUUCUGAAUGAGUGCAAGCACGAGAACAUUGUUGGCAUACAUGAGGCUUACUACUACAAGAACAAGUUGUGGUUGUACAUAGAGUUUUGUUCGGGGGGAGCGGUGGACAGUAUAAUGGUGGAGCUGGAGAAGCCGCUGACCGAAUCUCAGAUAAGGUGCUUAUGCAAGCAGAUGUGCCAGGCCCUCUCUUUCUUACACAAGAACAUGAUCAUCCAUCGAGACUUGAAGGCUGGCAAUGUCCUCCUCACCUUGGAUGCCACCGUCAAAAUAGCUGAUUUUGGAGUUUCAGCAAAGAACAGCAAGGUAGGCCAGAAAAGAGAUUCAUUCAUCGGCACUCCUUAUUGGAUGGCUCCAGAAGUAGUUGUAUGUGAAACCAUGAAAGACAAUCCGUACGAUCACAAAGCUGAUAUUUGGUCACUUGGCAUCACCUUGAUUGAGUUCGCCCAACUGGAGCCGCCAAAUCACGAAAUGCAUCCAAUGAGGGUGCUUCUCAAAAUUCAGAAAUCUGAUCCUCCAACGCUAAGUCAACCUCACAAAUGGUCAGCCGAGUUCAAUGAUUUCCUAACAAAAUGUCUUGUCCGAACACCAGAACGAAGAUUGGAGGCUGACGAACUGUUGCAG